AUGUUUCCUCCCCGCCUCCCCUCUGAAGAGAUCAACACCAGGGCUCUGUCCAUCCUCUCACUCUCAGUGCCCAGGACUCCCCCCCAGCAGCAUUCCGGUCUGGGGCACCGUAACCCAAAGGCGCCGCUUCCCAGCAACCCAGCCGGCCUGUCCCCAAGUCCUGGGAAAGUCCGCUCCGGCAUCCCGUGCCCAGGGCUCUCUCUGCUGGAGCUGGGCUGGAACCCAAGCUUCCGGCCUCCUCCCUCGGACCUGGGGCGGGGCCCAGGCCCCAGCGCACUCACCUGCGGUUUCAGGUGGCCACGUGGAGGAGAAGGAUCCGGCGGUGGAGGCGGCUCGGCCACACUAAAAAGGCGGUUCGGACACCUGGGGGAGAGGUCAGCUCUGCAGCCUGGCGCCUCCCAGCAGGGACGGGACUUGGCCGGGAGCCCCGGGCCCCGAGCCCCGAGGGUCAGGGGUGACACGGGCGAGCAGCCCCCGCUGCACACCUCGGGCUUCGCGUGCCGUGGGCGCCAGGCCGCGGGGGUGGGGGUGGGGGGUGGAGCCGGACCCCGCCCUCGGGGUGUCACCCUCUCGGGGUGUGGGCGGAGGGGGCGGCUCCGCGAGCAGCAGAGGACGGAAGCUCGGGCCUCCGAGUCCCUAGAAAGCCUCCGGAAGGAAGGCGCGCGCCCCAGAGGAGGAGGAGCAGCCGGGACUUCCGAGGAGCGCCGCCCCCGCCCCGGGCCUCCGCGCCUGAGGUCAGAGCUCAGGAAUGCACCGCCGCAGACCUCGCGGGGACCCUCCCGCCUCGGCUCCAGACGCCCCGCCCCGCACGCGCAGACGGGGACGGGCCCCGAGCUCCGCCCGGCCUCCCCGUGCUUCGCAGCUGGACUCCGCCUGGCCCCGCCGGGCUGCCAGCUCCAGCCCCACCCUAGGAGCCGGGUGCGGGGCCUUAGCCUUCGCCUUCCAGGGAUCCAAACUUGUAGUUCUCCCUGGCACCCGGAUGGGGAUGGGGUCAGAAAUGGGGCAACUAAAAAUAAGACAAAAACAAGUGGCCGGGCGUGGGGCGCACGCCUGCGAGAAGAGGACGGACUUCCAGGCCAGCCUGGGCUACAAGGCGAAUGUAAGGCCUGCCUGACCUACACAGCAAGACCCUGUGUCAAAAAACAACAGGAGCCGGGCGUGGUGGCGCACGCCUGUAGUUCCAGCACUGGGGAAGCUGAAGCAGGAGGAUCUCUGUGAGUUCGAGGCCAGCCUGGGCUACACAGUGAGUUUAAGGCCAGCCUGAACCCCAUUGUGAGACCCUAUCUCAAGAAAAAACAAAUUAAAUUCCGAACUGCAGCCACUCUUUUCUUAAACUUAGGGUUCCCAAUAGCAGGAUCCUCAGCUCUUGAGCACCUCCGCCCCAGCCCCUUCAGCUCGGAGUUAGUCUUCUGCAUCUCUCCUCCCUCAGACCCGCGGGUCCAGGCCCAGCCUCCGCCCUCGGACCCCGAGUCUGGACCCAGCCCCCUCUAUGGGACGAGGGAUUGAAUCCAGGUCCCAACCCUGUCGUGCUCAGAACCAGGCAUCCCGGCCCUGUCUUUCUGGGGUCCCACAUUCGUCAUCGCAGUGUAGCCCUCCGAUGAACCCGGGAUCCUGAACCACCGCCCCAGGGCCCUGGGGUCCCCCA
Heterocephalus glaber (naked mole-rat) is the source of this 1645-nucleotide messenger RNA. The record is from RefSeq and is a predicted model, not a curated record. Lineage: Eukaryota; Metazoa; Chordata; Mammalia; Rodentia; Bathyergidae.